Megalobrama amblycephala (Wuchang bream) is the source of this 2374-nucleotide messenger RNA. RefSeq names its product adhesion G-protein coupled receptor G6-like. Gene Ontology annotation, cellular component: membrane. The transcript has 11 exons. Gene Ontology annotation, biological process: cell surface receptor signaling pathway; adenylate cyclase-activating G protein-coupled receptor signaling pathway. The record is from RefSeq and is a predicted model, not a curated record. NCBI's taxonomy places the organism in Eukaryota, Metazoa, Chordata, Actinopteri, Cypriniformes, Xenocyprididae. Gene Ontology annotation, molecular function: G protein-coupled receptor activity. Bases 518 to 1681 code for a protein of 387 amino acids.
UUCAAACCAUCUGUGACAAUAAACAAUCCAAAGACCAGUUCAACUAACAAUCUAACUGCAAGUUUCAAACCAACUGAGACAACUAACAAUCCAACUACAAGUUUCAAACCAUCUGUGACAACUAACAAUCUCACUACCAUUCUCCAAACAACUGAGAUUACUUAUAGUCUAAUUACAGAUGAUCUAAUAGACAAGGAUGGGUUUAUUAAUCCCUCAAAAGCAUCAGACACUUUGGACAAUCUGGAGUCUAUAAUGGAGCAGAUGGAAAAAAACAAUACAAGCAACGCACAGAUUGUCAUGGGGGAUAUUAUUGGUCUUCUUCACAUACAAGCCAAUAACACAGAAACCAGAGACAUGUGUUACUCUUCAGAUCCAAAAAGGAUAGAUGUUGUUGACUGUCAAAGUGACCAGAAGACAGACAUUCCCUGGUCUGUAAAGAUUCCCAGUGAGGCCUUUAAUAAAUCACGACUGGGAAAACAAUGGAUGUGCGUUACUGGGAGUUCUACGGUUAAAAAACAUGGGAAAGGAAGUAACUAAAAAUUACACUGUUUUGAAUAAUGAGGUUUAUGGAAUAACGAUGAGGGCCAACAUCUCCAACCUUACAGACAAUAUAGAAAUGUUCUUUACACAGAAAGAUCUGGUCGGUGUGGCGUCCUGCAGUUCUUGGGAUGGAAAAGGAAAUCUUACAUGGACGACGUCUGGCUGUGAGACAGUAAAAAUCAACAACACCAUAAAGUGCUCGUGUUCACAUCUGACGUUCUUUGCAGUGCUGAUGUCUCCUCCAGAUGUAAAUGCAAACAUCACAGCACCGUAUGUGGAUUCAUUGAGCUUCAUCACUUCUAUCGGCUGCGGCAUCUCCAUGUUUUUUCUGUCCGCCGGUCUGUUCAUGCAUUUCCUGUUACGGAAAGCCAAAUCAAAUCAGGCCACGAAGAUCUUGAUCAACAUGUUUGUGGCUUUUUUUCUCCUGAAUUUAUCCUUUUUGUCAAACGAGAGCGUCGCCAACACAGAAGUCAAGUCUGCGUGUGUCUUCAUAGCGCUGCUCAUGCAUUACUCCAUGCUGACUACAUUCACCUGGUUCUUCAUUCAAGCUCUUCAUAUGUACUUAUGGCUCAUCAGACAGAACGUCACCAUCACAAACUACAUGAGGAAGAUCACCGUGUUCAGCUGGACAUUUUCGGCUCCUAUAGUCAUAGCUGUUGUUUCUGUAGGAGGAUAUAAAGCAGUGAUUACAAACACAACGUCUGGAAAAACCACAAGAAUGUGCUGGAUUACAGAUCCUUUAAUUCACUACAUAGUGAACAUUGGCUACUACGCUUUUGUCUUCUUCUUCACGACAGGGGUCUUCAUCAUGAUCGUCACUAAGAUUGUCCAAGCCCGACAUAUAAGAGCGCCGGAUGGCAAGAGAAAGACGUUCAGAAAGCAGCUCAUGAUGGUGUUGAGUUUGUUCCUGCUCUUCGGCCUGACAUGGGCUGUGGCGUUCUUCAGUUAUGGAGCGAUGCUCAUUCCCUCAUAUUACAUCUUCACUGUGUUGAAUUCGUUUCAGGGGUUUUUCCUUUUCCUGUAUUACUACCAUAUUCACAAUGAUGUUGCGGGAGUUUUCUCUGAUGAUCCAGAAAGUUCCAGCUCCACCACAACCAUUGUUCAAUCCAGAAUUAAUGCUGUGGAAAAUAUUUAUAAUUAGCAUAAUUGCGUUUUAAGAUGUCGUUGUCUCAUAGUUUGAUUUUUUCUCAAGAUUCACUUAUCUGUUUUUCUUCUCUCUCUCUCUUUCUCGAGUGCAUGCUGUGAGUGAGUGGAUGGAGCGUGGAGUGUGUUGGAGUGAGCUCUACGGUGUGAUUGAGUUUUCUAUCUUUUAAUCUGUUUUUUUGUUGUUUUGUUGUUAUGUAAAGAGAAGAAAAGCUUGUGGGUGUGUCAUCGGUCAGUGUGCACUGAUCACUAUGACGGUGUCAAAGCACCCAGCGAAAAGAGUAAUAUUAUCAAAUGCCCCACUGUUUAUUAAACAUGAAGUGAUUGAAAGGGAACUGUCAAGACACGGAAAGCUUAUGCGCCCUGAGAAGAGUGCAGAUCAGAAUCACAAUGCAGACGAAGCAAUACAGGUUAAGCACAAAUGAGUGAUAAAGUAUCUUGUUUUGAUAAAGAUGGAAUUUGCGAUCGUGGAAACAAUAAAAUAUAUAUAAAUAGAUAUAAAAAAUCCGCUGGCAAUUUUACAUCCUCAGUGUCUUGACUUCAUGCUGACCGAGUUUGAUGGUGAUCGGAUUAAUCGCCUAGGAGGAGUAUAUCAAAUUCCAGAGCAUGCGUUUUUUAAACAACCCGUAAUAGUCGACUUCCUGUUGGGUUGGCGUAUAACUUAAGCCGGGCACACAUUUAACGAUUGUAA